Molecule: messenger RNA, 979 nt
Organism: Cyprinus carpio (common carp)
Lineage: Eukaryota; Metazoa; Chordata; Actinopteri; Cypriniformes; Cyprinidae
Product: inter-alpha-trypsin inhibitor heavy chain H3-like
Exons: 7
Coding region: 111-815 (234 amino acids)
Source: RefSeq, a predicted model, not a curated record
AGUACAUGAAGUCUUUAUUCUGCAGUAAAUUACUGAUUCUGUAUUAAACAAUCUCUCAUAUUUUUCCAUUAGUGACUGAUAUAAACAAGGGCCUUUUGUCUGCGGUGGACAUGCUUACCUCAGAAAAAAGUCACUCUUUCCCAGACAUGUCCAUGAUCAUUCUACUCACUGAUGGGCGACCCAGUUCUGGCCAGCUAGAUCUAUCCAAAAUCCAAGAAAAUGUCCAGAAUGCUAUUAAUGGAAGCAUGAGUCUCUUUUGUUUGGGCUUUGGAUAUGAUGUGGACUACAGCCUUCUUGACACACUGGCCAAGCAGAACGAUGGACUCGCUCGAAGAGUCUAUGAGGCCUCCGAUGCUGCCCUUCAACUACAGGGUUUUUAUGAUGAGGUGGCUACCCCACUUCUCUUAGAGGUGAAUCUCAAUUAUCCUGGCAACGCUGUGACUGACUUGACACAAAGUCACUUUAGACAGUUUUUCAAAGGCUCUGAGAUUGUUGUAGCUGGACGUCUACAAGAACUUGAGACCAACACCUUUCAGACUGAAGUAUCAGCAAAUGGGUUGGGAGACCAAUUUCUGGUUGAGGGUCUAGUGAUUGCUGAAGAGUGGGACAGUGUGUUUCCUGAUCAGGAGUACAUCUUUGGGGAUUUCACAGAGCGACUGUGGGCAUACCUGACCAUCCAGCAGCUCUUGGAUGAAAGAGAGAAAUGCUCCGCAGAAGACAAGGAGGACAUCACAGCUCAAGCUCUAGACCUUUCUCUAAAAUAUAACUUUGUCACGCCGCUUACCUCAAUGGUGGUCACCAAACCAGAGACCUAAGAUACAGAUGAAAAACUCAUUGCCGACAAGUUGACUGAAGAUCAGCGAGAGGACACAACAGAACCUGAUAUAAGUGCCCUCCAUGGUCCAGCUCAAAUGGCUGGCAGUGCUCUCCAAGGCCAAGCACUAAAAAUCCAAAAUUUACUCUCCUCCAAUUUUGGUGA